Molecule: messenger RNA, 960 nt
Organism: Caenorhabditis remanei
Lineage: Eukaryota; Metazoa; Nematoda; Chromadorea; Rhabditida; Rhabditidae
Exons: 5
Coding region: 1-960 (319 amino acids)
Biological process (GO): regulation of store-operated calcium entry
Cellular component (GO): endoplasmic reticulum membrane
Source: RefSeq, a predicted model, not a curated record
AUGAUUUCUCAACUUACAACAAGUUUUCUACUAUGGAUGUUCUUAGUAUUGACGGUCGUUUUUCUUGAAACUUCAGCAUCCUCUGACAAAGUUCUUCUCCGAGAUGUAUCAGCAAUAACUCUUAACAAAGGACAAAUGACAACGGGACGACGUGUUGCACCUACACUCCAGUUGAAGUGUGUUGGAGGAUCGGCGAAAGGAGCAUUCACACCAAAAGUUGUACAAUGCUCUAAUCAAGGUUUCGACGGAUCAGAUGUUCAAUGGAAAUGUGAUGCCGAAUUGCCUCAUGAUAUGGAGUUCGGUUCGUUGAGCGUUUCAUGCGAGGGAUACGACUAUUCUGAUGAUCCAUACAUUUUGAGAGGAUCAUGUGGUCUUGAGUAUGAGUUAGAGUACAAUUCUGGCAGUGGAAAUCGUUCUGUAUCUCGAAAAUCUUCUGAAGAUCGAUGGGAUCAAUUUGCUACAUUCGUUGUUGUCGCUUUCAUUGCUUACAUAAUUUAUGUAAUGUGGACGAAUAGAUACAGAAGCCCAGAAAAUUCUGGUUAUCAAUCAGGAGCUGGAGGCUCGGGAGGUCCAGGAGGACCAGGUUCUGGUGGAGGUGGUGGUCCAGGUGGCUACCCAAGUGCUCCACCACCAUAUGACGACAACUAUGGAAAACCGCCACCAUAUGGGUUUCGCGGUGACUCGCAAUCCGGAGGAGGAUGCCAGGGCAGUUCUAGUGGAGGAGCAAGUGGAAGCGGCAGAAGUGGCGAGGGAGGAUCAUUUUGGACUGGUGCUAGUUUAGGAGCGAUCGGAGGAUAUUUGGCAUCAAGUUUUUUGAAUAACAACAACGCUUAUGCCCGUCCACGCUACAAUAGAGGAUUUUUCCAAGAUACGGGUUUCUCGAGCUCUGAUUCAUGGGCUUCACCUUCGACAUCGUCCACCCGCUCAAGUUCUGGAUACGGUGGAACCACGAGACGCUAG